AUGUUUCAUGAUUUCACACAACCUAUAAUGGGAAUUUCAACUCUUGAAAAGCUACUACCACUAGAGAACGAGGAAGUGGAGGUCUCUCCCAAAGAUGUUUCAAUUGUGAGCGAUUCACUCUUGGAACAUUAUCGAUCCGAUCUUGAGGCCGAUAAACUGGUCGACGUAGCCGAGGCAAUGUCACACUUUUAUUCAUACAAUAAAGAGUUAUCGUUGCACAAGAAGAAGCUAGUGCCAGUGGGAGCUAUACUUGAUGGAUUCUCCAAGGACUUGAAGCAAUUAUCAUCCAGUUUGGUAUCACUUGAACAACAAUCCACUGAAUUGUCGAGGGAUUCUUAUACAAACAAAAUGAUAACACAAAUGCUAGAACGAACAAUUAAUGAAAAAGUGUUACCACCAGAGCUCAUUCGGGAUGUGCUUUAUGAGGAAUUGUCAAACAAGUAUUUUGAAAAGGUCAACUAUCUACUAGAUAAGAUGAAUGAGGAAGAGUCAUUGUUGAUUAAAGCUAAAGUGGUGGAAAGAACAAGAGACUUUGUCAUAUCGCAGAUCCGAGCGCUAAGGACAAAGCCCAUUUCAUCACAAGAGAUCCAGAACAAGCUUCUUGCAUGCUCUGACUUGUUCCACUUUUUGCAAUCGCAACAACCUAAACUUGGAGAACAAUUGCAACAAGCAUAUCAAAACACGAUGAAGUGGUACUACAAAAGCAAGUUUGCAAAGUACAUAUAUUCGUUGGAAAAGCUUCCCAGAAGGCACCUCGAGGUACCGAUAUUUGACUCACCAAACUACUUGUCCACUUUUGAAUCAAGGUUUCGGAUAUUAUCAAACACUGAUGCUUGUAUUCCAUCACAAUUGGCAGAAACAAUGACUAUCCCCUAUACGAUUGAAUUCGUUUUUCUCCAACUUCUUAGGGCAGUCACAGACAACGUAUCGGUCGAGUAUUUGUUUGUUGUUAGCUUUUUCUAUCAAGGGAAUGAAACCAAUCACACCUGGGCAUUGGACAUGUUUCAAGAUGUCUUUCAAAUAAGUACCGACUUUCUCACUCUCACCACAAAUGGAACUUGCGACGUUUACGCAAUUCUAUUCAUCAUUAAGUUGAUUCACAAUUUUCAACUACGAUUGCAUGAAAAUCACAUUCCUGCUCUCGAUGACCAUCUCAAUUCAUUGUUGCUCAUCUUAUGGCCAAUAUUCAGCAAACUAGUGGAUCUCAAUUGUGAUGCAUUAAAGAAGCAAAUACCUAGAACACCAAAGUCAUUAGUUCCAUUAAACGUGACGCAGCAAUUUGCUUUGUUUUACCUGGGUUUGCUCCGCUUGUCUUCAGCAGGUGAGCCUUCAGAGACAGCAAUUGUAAGGCUAAGGAACGCUUACGAAAGUAAUCUUACCAAAGCAGCAAACGCAUUUAGAGGACACGAUAAAGAAACUUUUCUUGAUCGAAACUACUCAUUAGUGUACACGGUUGUGUCCAAUGAGGCAGAAGAUGCCACCUCUGAAAUCAAACAUUUCCAAGACUUAGCUAGUGUAUACAAAUCAUAA
Messenger RNA from Lodderomyces parapsilosis, 1530 nucleotides. RefSeq names its product Vps52p (gene VPS52). Gene Ontology annotation, cellular component: GARP complex. NCBI's taxonomy places the organism in Eukaryota, Fungi, Ascomycota, Pichiomycetes, Serinales, Debaryomycetaceae. The transcript has a single exon. Gene Ontology annotation, molecular function: syntaxin binding. The record is from RefSeq and is a predicted model, not a curated record. The coding region runs from base 1 to 1530 and encodes 509 amino acids. Gene Ontology annotation, biological process: Golgi to vacuole transport; endocytic recycling; retrograde transport, endosome to Golgi.